UGUAUAUAAGGGAAGCUUAAUUACAGAUAAUGAAAAAACUGCAAUAAUUUUAUCCAGCAAUUCUUUACUAGAAGCUUUAUCGUCCGCUACUGAAAUCUAUGUCGAUGGAACAUUUUCUGUUCUCCCACGUAUGCCUCAUAUGGCACAACUCUAUUCUGUACAUAUACGAUAUAUGAAUACAGGCAUUGGAACAUUAUUUAUAUUAUGUGAUGUACGUACAACUACUAUGUAUGAUGCUUUAUGGGACAAAAUUAUACAGAUGGUACCACAACUUAAAGAAAACGUUAAGUUUAUAAUGAGCAAUUUUGAAAUGGCUGCAGUAAAAUCGCUUAGUACAAAAUUUCCCAGAGUAAAGUUAACUGGAUGUUGGUUCCAUUUCAAUCAGCCAGAUAUGUUUCAAGAAGCUAUGUCUAUUAUACAAAUCGAAGCUGAUAUCCUUUUUUGCGAAUAUCCAGAUAUUUUACAAUUUACAUCCUAUCUGAGGCGUACCUGGUCAAAUAUGGCAUCAAGAAUUAGUACCUAUGAUUGUCCUAUACGUACUAACAACAUAGUAGAAAGUUUUCAUAAUAUUGCGGCACAAAAGCUCGGCACGAAAAAUAUUAAUAUUUGGACGUUUCUAGAAAAAUUAGCAGAUUUGAUUACUGAUCAAGAACUGGAUUUUCGUCGUUUAAGAAAUAAUGUUAGACCUCGACGAAACCAUACACGGACAAAUAGAGAACGCGAUAUUAAAAUUAUUAAUGCAUAA
Molecule: messenger RNA, 745 nt
Organism: Trachymyrmex cornetzi
Lineage: Eukaryota; Metazoa; Arthropoda; Insecta; Hymenoptera; Formicidae
Exons: 5
Coding region: 131-745 (204 amino acids)
Source: RefSeq, a predicted model, not a curated record